UGGGGUUUCCGCUUCCGGGGACGAAUUGUUGACGCCUGCGGUCGCGGCGGCGGGUCGUGGGGAGGGGACGUUGGGGAAGUGAACUGGCGCAGUGACAGGUACCGCUGCGGGUGCGGUUGAGACAACGAUGGCAGAGGCGCCCGAGGAAGCCCGAGGCCGCCCUCCCGGGCAGGACGACAGCGGAAAAGACCACGAACCGGUCCCCUCCCUGAGAGGCCCUCCCGCCGCUGCCCCCGGACCCCGCGACGGGCCGCAGGCCGAACCCCAGGCCCCGGGUCGGCCCCCGACCCCAGCCCUCGCUCCCGCCCCCCUCGAGGGGUCGGAGUCGUCGCGCGAGCCCAGGAGGCGCCAGGAGGCGGCGCGCGGCUCGAUCGCCGCUCCUCAGGAACCCGCGGGCUGCGAGGCUCCCGAGGCCGCGGCGCCGCGCGAGAGGCCGGGGCGGCUGAGCGCCUGCGAGUACUCGCGGCAGGUGCACGAGUGGCUGUGGCAGUCCUACUGCGGCUACCUCACCUGGCACAGCGGCCUGGCCGCCUUCCCCGGCUACUGCAGCCUCCAGCCGCCCCCGCCCAGCUACCCCGUGCCCCCAGCCGCCGCGCCGCUCGGUUACUACAGCCCCUUCUACUUUCUGAGCGCCGGGGCCGCCGGGGCUGACCCCGGGGCGGCCGUGGGCAUCGCCACCCCUGCUCCCGUCGCAGGCCUGGGGCCGCGCGCUGCUCAGGUACAGGGAUCGGCCCGGGCGACUCCGGCGACGAGGGUGGGAGCAGCAGCUCCUUCGCGAACGGCGGGCGAGACCGAGCAGCAGGCAGGCAGAGAGUAUGUUAUUCCAUCCUUGGCCCACAGAUUUAUGGCAGAGAUGGUGGAUUUCUUUAUUCUCUUCUUUAUAAAAGCAACCAUUGUCUUAAGCAUUAUGCACCUGAGUGGAAUAAAGGACAUCUCUAAAUUUGCUAUGCAUUAUAUAAUAGAAGAAAUCGAUGAAGACACAUCAAUGGAAGACUUGCAGAAAAUGAUGGUUGUGGCACUUAUAUACAGAUUAUUAGUUUGUUUCUAUGAGAUAAUUUGCAUUUGGGGAACAGAUGGUGCGACCCCAGGAAAAUUCCUGCUGGGGCUUCGAGUUGUGACCUGUGACACAUCAGUGCUUAUUGCACCAAGUCGGGUUUUAGUUAUUCCUUCCUCAAAUGUUAGCAUUACAACGUCCACCAUACGAGCUUUGAUCAAGAACUUUUCUAUUGCCUCUUUUUUCCCUGCUUUCAUCACGCUGCUGUUUUUUCAGCAUAAUCGAACAGCCUAUGACAUUGUAGCAGGAACCAUUGUAGUAAAGAGAAAUGGGGUCAGAUGAUGCCCCCAAAAUAAUGAAGUUCAUACUCUGGAAUAAGACAAAACUAAUAAUGUAUCAAGGCCAUCAGUAUCCCUGGGUUAUAUUAACCAGUGAUUUAGAAAUUAAAGCAAUCACUCCAGUGUGGUGCAGGUGGCCAUUCUGAAAGUUACUGAUUUUACCUGAAUGCCAAAGAACUUUUCCAAAAGAAAAACCUGUUAAAUUCAAGUGUUAAAAAAUUUUAGAUCAAAAAGGCAGCAAAUGGUUUUCUAAUAAACAGACAGUAUAUACUUUCUUUAGAUCUAAGGCAUUGGAUUUUGUUGAAAGCAUUUUCUGCUUUGAAAUCUCCAACUGAAACUUUAAAACUUUAUUUUGGUUUAUCCCAAAAUGAUGGAAAAUGUCAAGUUGUGUUUUAUAAACACAUAAUUUUCCCCAGAAGGGGAAACUUUUUUGCAGGAGGGAACAAGAACACAGACUGGGUAAUCCCCAUGUCUCCCACCCCAGGCGCUGCUAACUUAGCUGCAAGAAAAAAGGGCAAGGCAGGCCGGCUGGCCUCGCACUCCCCAUCCCCUACACUGUCCGGUCCGGUGUGGAAUGCAGGUGUCUCAGUAAGGGUGUGAUUUUACCACUGCUCUUAGUGCUUAAGUACACAUUUUGGGCAAGUUUUCCAAACUAAUGGAAAACUACUGUCCUGUUGCUAUAUUAUCACUGAAAUUUUUUAAAGAAAAAGUUAGUGAUUGCUUAUAAUGGAGAAUUUUAAUGCUCUAAAAUCAAACUGUAAAUAUGUGGAGAAAACUUACUUCCAUCAAACCAUUGUGUAAUUACUAUAAAACAAUAUUCUCUAUGUGCAGCAUGAAGAAAGUGUUAAUGCUUUUCAGUGUUUGGAAUAUGGGUAUGACUUCUGUUUAUAUACAAUAUACUCACAUAGUUGUUACUUUCCUAUUUUAUACAGUUCGGUGACUCUUGAAGCAUCAAGUUAAAGAUGUAUUUCAUGAAUGACUCUAUAAAUACUAGUAGCCUGUAAAAUAUUAGCAAUUUUCCCAUUAUGAACUGUUCUCUCCAAAAAAUUGGACAAUAUCAUUUCCACACAUUCUAGCUUCUUUUAGAAGCAUUUUGGGCCUGUAAGAGAUGAAGUUUUGGGGAAAAGAUUAAGCAAAAAAAUACUUUGUGAAUUGCCAUUUUACUUUAUACUACUGAAGCAAUACUGGUGGGGAGGUGCUUUUUUUUUUUUUUUUUUUUUUGUACUGGGGAUCGAACGCAGGACCUUGCACUUGGCAAGGCAGGCGGCGAAGCCACUGAGCUAAAUCCCCUGUCCUGGGGAGGUGCUUUUGUUGUAUGUCCUAGUUAGCUGUAAGAUAUACCUGUACUAUAAUUUAUUUCACUUAGUCAUUUUCUCCAACUCUGAUAUUUUCCUAAAAACACUAAACUGUUCUGCACAGUUAAACAUUACAUUGCGUGAGAUCAAGAUUUUUCUCUUGGUCUUAAAUUGGAAAUGUAAGACUUCUGUUAUCACUCAAUUUUAAAGUGAGACUUUGACAUUAAAACUGUGAAAAUACAAUUUAAUGUUUAUAGACACUUUAACAAUGUCCUUAUUAAUAACUUUAUUAUAAAAUCUUUUUCAAAAUAAUUUUAUAUUAAGUCCAACUUUACCAAAAGCUUAUCAGUUAAAUAUAUCAGAGUACUAAAUAGAUCAUUCACUUGAAGCCUCUGGGAAAAUUUAGUUUUACGGUGCUUCCCAGUAAAAAAACAAAAAAUCUUUUAAUUCUAUUAAAAAUUCGGAGGGCCAGGGGUUUAGUUCGGUGGUGCCGCUGCCUGCCUCACAAGCGCAGGGUCCUGAGUUUGAUCCCCGAUACAAAAAAAUUGGGAAAUAUUAUAAACUUAGCACUUAAUCUGCACAUUAGCAUUAUGUACUACCUUGCCACUGAGGAAUUCAAGUUGAAACAUCAUUUAGUCCUAAAGCUCUAGAGUAGUACAUCUUUGAAAUUCUGAAAUUUCUGCUCAAAUAAAAUACAUAGUUGCCUAUCCUGGGUUACAGGAAAAAAAAAAGGGUCCUGUUUAAUGUUAUACAUAAAGUAUUAUGAUUUGCUAUAUGUAAGUUGAGAUUAAAACCUAGAUCCAACUGUGGAUUCAGUUAUAUAGCCCUGUAAAAGAUUAUGUGUUUUAAGUAUUACUUUGCCUUCACAACAAAAGCCUAAGUCUGUUUCUAUUUAUGAAUUCAGCACUUGGUUCCCAAAAUUAGAAAACAGGACUAAACAAUGAAGGAAAAGGAAAUGUGGCCUUGCUGCCCUUUUUCUCUUGGGGAACUUCUCCUUUUGAAGACACUUUUCUACUUUAUUUUACUUUUAGAAAGUGAUCUUCUACGUAUAGUAAUUCUCAUGUUGAAGCCCUAGCCUUUUUAAAAGGCAAAAGAAAGUUGUAUUCAUAAUAAAACAAUCAGUGCAAUAAGUAUUAGGACUUGAGCAGAGAACACAAUUUCAGUAAGCAUGUCCUAAGCUAAAAUCUUAGGACUGAUACAAUGAUGAGAAAUUAUGUUGUCUUAUUGCUGUAUUAUCAAUUCAGUUAAUAAAUGACUAGAAGUGAACUUGGGCAACUCAGAAAUCUAACUGCAUCUCUAAAUGUACACUGAAGUGGCCAGUCCACCUUGAGGAGUCUGGCAUAUCAGUUAAUCAUGUUGAAGCCAGAAGGUGGGCCCCCGGAAGGUAAGUUUUGAGUGACUGCAAGCCUUGCUUUUGGGCUGCUAAUGAGACCACAGAAAUAAAGCCAACACAUGGAUAAUAAGCCAUCAAUUGCCAGUAUUAUAAAGAAUAGCCUAACUACUUCUCUGGAUUGGUUCAGCAGUUGUUCACCCAGGUAUUUAGGAAUCUUUAAAAAGGCAUUCUACUUGAGGGUCAGUCACUUUGUUUAAACCACAAAAACAAGUCUUCAGUGUUUUUAAUGUAUUAAAUUAUGGUAAAAUUUAUUUUAACUAGUAAUUGAAAGGGUUUUGAGUGUUUUGCUUAUGCCAAGUAUUUCCAGCAAAGUGAAAGUUGAAAAUUUUAAAUUAUUAGCUACAUAGGAAUAAAGAGCUUUUGAAGGAGGAUGGAGUGUUACAUGUUUUGACUCUGUAUUUGUUGCUGUUUUAAAGACUCUGCAUAGACAACAGUAUUCCCUUAACCUGACAAGUAGUUCAGUUUCUUGCCACCCGCCCCCGCCAAUACCAAAAGCGCCAAAGUCCUUACAGCCUGUGCUGGUAUGGGUGAAAUAUGUGCAUAUUUCCUUACAGCUCACUGUAGGACCCUGGACCUGCAAAACAGUAUCUGAUGGCCCACUUACAAAUACAGUUCACCAUUUUGUUUUUAAUUUGGAUGCCACCAGUUUGUAUUUGUCUCAAUAAAUACUUAAGUACCAA
Heterocephalus glaber (naked mole-rat) is the source of this 4700-nucleotide messenger RNA. It is a transcript of the gene Fam8a1, whose product is annotated as family with sequence similarity 8 member A1. The record is from RefSeq and is a predicted model, not a curated record. Lineage: Eukaryota; Metazoa; Chordata; Mammalia; Rodentia; Bathyergidae.